Kwoniella shivajii is the source of this 1005-nucleotide messenger RNA. RefSeq lists its product as uncharacterized. The record is from RefSeq and is a predicted model, not a curated record. The transcript has 5 exons. Gene Ontology annotation, molecular function: 4-hydroxy-tetrahydrodipicolinate synthase activity. NCBI's taxonomy places the organism in Eukaryota, Fungi, Basidiomycota, Tremellomycetes, Tremellales, Cryptococcaceae. The coding region runs from base 1 to 1005 and encodes 334 amino acids.
AUGUCUGCUUCUCGAGUAUGGGCUGGUGGUCCCUCUGUACCCCUCGUCACCGCAAUGAACACUGACGAAUCCAUCAACUACGAUGCUCUCGCUAAACAAACCGUCCGACUCGCCAAAGCUGGUAUGGGUAUCGUAUUACUUGGUACCAACGGUGAAGCUUCUCACUUGUCCAACGAGGAAAGAAAGAAAGCUACUGUCGUCGUAAGAAAAGCUCUCGAUGACAAUGGAUUUAAAGAUGAACCUCUUCUUGUUGGAACUGGAAGUGGAUCCGCUGAGACUACUAUUACCGUCACAAAAGAAGCUGCUGAAGCAGGUGCUACACAUUCUAUCGUUAUUACCCCCGGAUACUUUGCUUUCGCCAUGGGUAGAGACAGAAAAGCGAUCAAAGACUUCUUCAUUAAAGUCUUCGACAACUCUCCUAUUCCUGUUAUGAUCUACAACUUCCCUGGUGCCGCUGCCGGUAUUGAUCUUAACUCAGAUGAAAUUAUCGAACUCUCCAACCACCCUAAUUGUUUCGGUGUCAAAUUGACUUGCGGUAACAUCGGUAAAGGUCACCGAAUUUCAGUUUACACUCAAUCAGAAGAAUUCCUACAAAAGAGAGGAUCAGCACUGAAGACUCAAACAGCUACCGGACAAUUCCAAGUACUUCCUGGUUUCUCAGAAUCAACUCUUCCCGCUCUCGUAUCUAGACAUACCGGUUGUAUCACCGGUACUGGAAAUGCUAUCCCCAAAACCAUCAAGAAGUUAUGGGAGAAAUCAGUUGCUGGUCUUAAAGGUGAUGCAGAUGCUCUCGCCGAAGCUUUGAAACUUCAAGAUCGAGUUGCUCAAGCAGAUUGGACUAUCGUUAAAGCUGGUAUUCCCGGAACCAAAUACUUCCUCGACCACUACGUAGAGAAGGGUCUCGGUGGUCCAGCACGAUUACCUAUCGGUGCUAUCACAGAGGACGUCAAGCAAUUAAUCGAAGUUGAUCUUAAGGAAGCUUGGGAGUUUGAGCAAACUUUGUAA